UACUUUGCUCGUGCUCCUGUGUUUGCACUCCAGUUUGCAAAAGUGGGGGGAGGGGCCGCGUAUCAUAUGUUCGUGUUGGAGUCCUUUUAAUGUAUGUUUACGUUCUGAAAUCGCGCAGUUUGGACUGAAAAUUCGCCUUUGAUACGUAUGCACACUAUUACGCAAAGGCCGAUACGCGAUGUCACAUGUGGCCAGCUGCAAAUGCUUGCGUCUUUUCAGCAGACUCACGGUGACAUUGUCUCCCCUCGUGCGCAGAUCAAGUCCCUACCCAUUGUCAGGUCGAUCGACCCGAAUUGUGCCAGCGAAGGUUUUCUCAACGAUGGAUUUCAAGUAUCCUGUUCCCAGAAGGGAUGGAACUGUAAUUGAUGAAUACCACGGAAAUAAGAUCGCUGAUCCUUAUCGCUGGUUGGAGGACCCCGAUGCCGAGGAAACUAAAAAAUUUGUAGAUGAGCAGAAUGCGGUGACACAGCCUUAUCUGCACUCAUUUGCUGCCAGGGAAGAUAUCAAAAGUAGACUCACACAGUUGUGGAACUACCCUAAGUAUUCUUGUCCUACUCGGCACGGCGACAACUACUUCUUCUUCAAAAACACUGGACUCCAAAAUCAAAGCGUCUUGUACAUCCAAGACUCUCUGGAUGGUGACCCGAGAGUCUUCCUGGACCCAAAUGAGCUAUCCGAGGACGGAACUGUAGCUUUGUCUAGGACACGAUUUUCUGAAGAUGGAAAAACCAUGUGCUACGGCAUCAGCAAAAGUGGUUCAGAUUGGAUCACAAUUCACUUCAGAGAUGUUGCCACAGGCCGUGAUUACCCUGAGGUUCUUGAGAAGGUCAAGUUUUCCCCCAUGACCUGGACACACGACAACAAAGGAGUGUUUUACGCUAGAUAUCCAGAGCAACAAGGAAAAACCGACGGCUCAGAGACUGUGAGCAACGAGUACCAGAAACUGUAUUACCAUAGAAUCAACACUCCGCAGUCAGAAGAUGUUUUGGUUGUGGAAUUCCCGAACGAGCCAAAGUGGAGAAUAGGUGCUGAGGUGAGCGACUGUGGGAAUUACCUGCUCAUUACUCCACAGAAAGACUGCAGGGACAAUUUGCUGUACUUUACCGACAUUGGCUCUUUGGAAGAUGGUCCAAGGGGGCCUCUUACCCUCCACCAAAUAGUGGAAAAAUUUGAAGCCGACUAUGAGUAUGUCACAAAUGUGGGACCCGAAUGCAUCUUCAGGACAAACAAGGAUGCACCAAACUACCGACUUGUCAGUAUCAAUGUUGAAAACCCAACCAUGGACCAGUGGCGCACUCUGGUCGAGGAAGACUCUAAGGAUGUUUUGGACUGGGCUACAAAUGUCCAUGGAGACAAACUGGUUGUCUGUUACAUUCAUGAUGUGAAGAGCGUUUUGCAACUGAGAGAUCUCUCAAACGGCAAACUUAUUAUUCAACUACCUCUGGACGUAGGCACAGUGACUGGUUUCUCGGGAAAGAAAAAAUAUUCAGAAAUGUUCUACCAGUUUGCCUCCUUCCUCACACCUGGGGUUAUCUUCAGAUGUGAUUUGACCAAGCCAACAAUUCAGCCAGAGGUUUACCGUGAAAUCGAAGUCAAGAAUUUUGACGCUUCGCUCUAUGAGACGGAGCAGGUGUUCUACGCCAGCAAGGAUGGAACCAAAAUCCCAAUGUUCAUUGUGCACAAGAAGGGUCUCAAGAAGGACGGCACCAAUCCGUGCCUUUUGUAUGGUUACGGCGGAUUCAAUGUAAGCUUGCAACCCACCUUCAGUGCCACCAGACUUGUGUUUAUCCAACACUUUGGCGGUGUUUUUGCCAUUCCAAAUAUCAGAGGAGGAGGAGAAUAUGGUGAAUCGUGGCACAACUCUGGCCGCCUCUUCAACAAGCAAAAUGGCUUUGAUGACUUCCAAGCCGCUGCCGAAUUCCUCAUCCAGAAUGGCUACACGUCAAGUGAAAAACUGGCAAUCCAGGGUGGUUCAAACGGUGGACUUCUGGUGGCCGCCUGCAUCAACCAGCGGCCUCAGCUUUUCGGAGCGGCCAUUGCUCAAGUGGGGGUGCUCGACAUGCUCCGCUUUCACAAAUUUACCAUUGGUUAUGCCUGGGUGUCCGACUACGGCAGCUCAGAUGACCCGGAGCACUUCAAGAACCUCCUGCGCAUUUCCCCCUUGCACAACAUAAAAAUUCCAGACGGCGAUUCUGCAUGCCAUCCCUUGGAGAGGAAGGGUUCUAAACAGUAUCCAGCCACCCUUCUCUUAACCGCAGACCAUGAUGACCGAGUCGUUCCACUGCACUCGCUCAAGUUCAUUGCUGAACUUCACCACACUGUGGGAAAUCACCCUGCUCAAACCAAUCCGCUUCUCAUCAGAGUGGAAACUAAAGCUGGCCAUGGAGGAGGAAAGCCAACAGCUAAACAGAUUGAGGAGAGCACUGACAUUCUCUCGUUCAUCGGUCACUCUCUAAAUAUUCAAUGCAUUUUUUAAAUGUCACUCAUCCUGCUGGGAUAUGUGAAUACUAACGUCUUUUUAACAACGGCUGGUACAUAAGAAGAAGUCUCUCGUUUCGUGUAAACAUGUGCAAUUAAAACGAAGCAUUAAUUAUUAUAUGCGCGUGCUA
Neocloeon triangulifer is the source of this 2609-nucleotide messenger RNA. Its product is annotated as prolyl endopeptidase. The record is from RefSeq and is a predicted model, not a curated record. Bases 179 to 2476 code for a protein of 765 amino acids. Gene Ontology annotation, cellular component: cytosol. Lineage: Eukaryota; Metazoa; Arthropoda; Insecta; Ephemeroptera; Baetidae. The transcript has 14 exons. Gene Ontology annotation, biological process: proteolysis. Gene Ontology annotation, molecular function: serine-type endopeptidase activity; oligopeptidase activity.